Melitaea cinxia (Glanville fritillary) is the source of this 657-nucleotide messenger RNA. RefSeq lists its product as uncharacterized. NCBI's taxonomy places the organism in Eukaryota, Metazoa, Arthropoda, Insecta, Lepidoptera, Nymphalidae. The transcript is spliced from 2 exons. Bases 1 to 657 code for a protein of 218 amino acids. The record is from RefSeq and is a predicted model, not a curated record.
AUGGGCGACUUGCCAGCCGAUCGCGUCACUGCCAUCCGACCAUUCGCUGGAGUCGGAACUGAUUUUGCUGGCCCUGUCUUAGUCAAGUCGUCCUGCUUUCGUAACGCGUGCUCAUAUGGAGCCUACCUGUGCGUGUUCGUAUGCCUCUCCACUAAGGCCGUUCAUCUGGAACUUGCUUUCAAGCUGUUCAAACGGAAUAAUAACAAGAAGGCGACUCGAAAUCGCGUGUCGCCAGCACUGGUCCGCUCUCCAUCGUUUAGCGGUACAGUGGACGCGCGGCCCGAGAUAGACCUCCAACGCUUCUGCCCGUGUAGGACUUCCCUCCCACCCCUGAACAUCUCGAACGAGUCGUACGAGAACUCCUACUACAGCAGUUACAACAGCUACGACUCGCACAACGAUAGUCUACGGAGCUACAACGAGUCGUGCGUGAGUUCGGCUCGCUCAGACUCUGCGUACGAUUCGACUCGUAGCAGUCCCGCCCAGACCAGACCGGUCUGCUACGCGACCGUUACGUACUUCAACGUGAAUGACAGCGAAGACAGUAGCAGCAUUCACACCGAAUAUACGCUACUCGACUACGACCCGGAUGCGAAUGAAGACGAGAAAGCUCAGAACAUGAUCAAUGAGAGUCUGGAGCUCGUUAGUACGUUAUGA